GCAGAUAAUUAAGCCUCAGUUUGAUUCAAAAUUUUAGACUAACUAAUAUGGCAGCUGCCUUUGUGGCUCUUGCUCUUGUGCUGGCCCUUGUGAUUUUUCCCAUGGCUUCUCCUGUGGGUGCACUCAGCUUCAACUACUAUGACCACACCUGCCCUCAGCUCGAGUCCACUGUUACUAGUGCCGUUAAAAAAGCUAUGAUGAAUGAUAAAACAGUUCCGGCUGCACUGCUUCGGAUGCAUUUUCAUGACUGUUUUAUUAGAGGUUGUGAUGGUUCUGUGCUCCUGGAAUCGGAAGGAAAGAACAAGGCAGAGAAAGAUGGGCCUCCUAACAUUUCAUUGCAUGCUUUUUAUGUUAUUGAUAAUGCAAAGAAAGCAGUGGAAGCUGAAUGCCCUGGCUUGGUUUCCUGUGCUGAUAUUUUGGCUCUAGCUGCCAGGGACGCUAUCGCUUUGUCUGGAGGUCCCAAUUGGGAUGUGCCCAAAGGAAGAAAGGAUGGAAGAAUUUCAAAGGCAAGUGACACCAGGCAAUUGCCGGGUCCCAACUUUAACAUUUCUCAAUUACAGCAAAGCUUCUCUCAGAGAGGACUUUCGUUGGAAGAUCUAGUGGCUCUCUCAGGGGGUCACAGUCUUGGAUUCUCCCACUGUUCUUCCUUCCAGAACAGAAUCCACAACUUCAAUUCCAGUCUUGACAUCGACCCGACAUUGAACCCAUCAUUUGCAGCGAGUUUAAGGAAUGCAUGUCCCAUGCACAACAAGGUUAAAAAUGCUGGUGCUACGUUGGAUUCAUCGACGACAAUAUUCGACAACGCUUACUACAAGCUACUUCUCCAAGGCAAGAGCCUUUUCUCUUCGGAUCAAUCCCUACUCACAACCCCAAAAACCAGCGCUUUAGUUUCCAAGUUUGCGAGCUCCCAGCAAGAGUUUGAGAAGGCCUUUGUGAAGUCCAUGAUCAAGAUGAGUAGUAUAAGUGGUGGUGGACAAGAGAUUAGGCUAGAUUGUAAAGUAGUUAAUUAGGUGAUGUUUGUUUUGCAUGAAAGAAUUCUAGCUAGUGUCUGUAAUUUCUUUGAGUUUGUGGAGUUUCCGGCCGUCGAAGUGGACGGCCACACAAUUGUUACAUUGUUUCUUCUGUGAUUGUGAUUGAUUGAUUGAAAUCUGACAGUGAAAUUGUUCUGUUUUUUUCUGCGAG
Molecule: messenger RNA, 1182 nt
Organism: Manihot esculenta (cassava)
Lineage: Eukaryota; Viridiplantae; Streptophyta; Magnoliopsida; Malpighiales; Euphorbiaceae
Product: peroxidase 64
Exons: 4
Coding region: 48-1010 (320 amino acids)
Biological process (GO): response to oxidative stress; hydrogen peroxide catabolic process
Cellular component (GO): plant-type cell wall; plasmodesma
Molecular function (GO): peroxidase activity; heme binding
Source: RefSeq, a predicted model, not a curated record